AUGGGGAACUCGUUCACAUGCAUCUCUCACGAGGAGGAAAAACGUCCCAAGAAAUCCUCAGCCAACCGCAUCAAAGGAGGAGUAAGUAACUCCGGCAGAUACAUUCGUCGCCUAUCCUUCUCCUGCUCCGGCUUAUCCUCCAAUUCCUCUUCCAAGAAAAGUGGGAUCAGAGCAAAGAAGAAGAUUAGAGAGAGGCAUCAUCAUCAUCAAGAUCACCAUGGACACGAUAAAGACUCUAAUAUUAUCCAAGAGCAAACUUUAGCAGCCACUAAUCUUCUCUUCAACCAAACGCCACGUAGCAGCAACUCUGCUGCUCCUCCUAAUUUCAGACGGUCCACCUCUGUCGUCUACCCCUCGACUAAUCCCGCAAGCUCAGACAGCGGCUCAGGAUCUGUUUCAGCAGUCGAGACUCCCAAGAAGUCGACGUGUGGAUUCGUAAGAAGCUCUAGCUCUAGGCAAAGGUCUCGUAACGAUCCAGUGAUCAAGCCUAACCAGCUGGAUCUGAAGAAGAAGGUGGAUGCUUCAGAGACGAAGAGGUUCGUGCUGGUUCAUGGUGGAGGAUUCGGGGCUUGGUGUUGGUACAAAACCAUAACUCUCUUAGAGAAACAUGGGUUUCAAGUCGAUGCCGUUGACUUGACCGGUUCAGGUGUUAGCUCUACUGACACCAAUAACAUCACAAGCCUCGCUCACUACUCCAAGCCUCUCCUCCACUUUUUGGAAUCCCUCAAACCCAACGAGAAGGUAAUUAUAGUGGGGCAUGAUUUUGGAGGGGCUUGUAUGUCUUAUGCGAUGGAAAUGUUUCCUACCAAAAUCUCCAAAGCUAUUUUUAUAUCUGCUACUAUGUUGGCUAAUGGUCAAAGCACUUUUGAUCUCUUUAAUCAACAGCUGGGAUCAAACGAUCUGAUGCAACAAGCUCAUAUAUUUCUGUACGCCAACGGCAAAAAGAACCCUCCAACGGCCGUUGACUACGACAGAUCUUUGCUUAGAGAUUUUAUUUUCAAUAAGAGCCCUCCAAAGGACCUCGCAUUGUCAUUGGUAUCCAUGAGACCGUUUCCCUUCGCACCGGUUGGUGAAAAACUUCACGUGUCGAAGAAAAACUACGGCUCUAUUCGACGGUUCUACAUAAAGACCAUGGAAGACUAUGCCGUACCGGUUCUAUUUCAGGAGGCAAUGAUCAAAUUGAACCCACCAGAACAAGUUUUCCAGCUCAAAGGAGCCGAUCAUGCACCGUUCUUCUCUCGUCCUCAGUCCUUGAACCGAAUACUCGUCGAGAUAGCUAAACUACCGUUUAAAUAA
Messenger RNA from Eruca vesicaria subsp. sativa (arugula), 1296 nucleotides. The record is from the annotation of a GenBank genome assembly. NCBI's taxonomy places the organism in Eukaryota, Viridiplantae, Streptophyta, Magnoliopsida, Brassicales, Brassicaceae.